AUGAAUCUAGGUGAAUGGGCUAAUAAGGCUAUGGAUCCCAGAGACCGAAUCUUUGCCGUACUGAGCUUUGCGUCAGAUUCCAACGAGCUUCGCAUUCUGCCUGCCUACACUACGUCAUGUGCACAUGUGUAUCUACAAGCUGCCACAGAAAUACUGUCUCGUUCGUUAACCUUGGAUAUUUUCUAUGCUGUAUCAUCGAGUAAGAAUGUGCAGGGACUCCCAUCCUGGGUCCCAGACUGGUCCAGCCCGAAUGCUUCUACUUUUGGACCACGUCGCAUUGGUAAAGCCUGUGCCGCAGGAAUUUUAAACAGUAGCAUCCUCGGUGGGAUUUGUCUGCUUUCAGCGGCGACAGCAACGCAUUGGACUUCAUGCGGGACUUGCAAGCUUUUGGAAGAGGCUACAGGAAAUGCAUGCUGUUCCGAAGGAGAAUGCCUGGAGGCGCUUUGGAAGACGCCAAUUGCCGACUGCGAUGCCUACCCGAAGCCCGGCUCAACUGUGCGUCCAUCAGCGAGUGAAACGAUGAAACGAUUCGAGGCUCUUCUCGAACAGGGCCAAACCGGUUGCACGAAGGAUGAUGUGAGCGCGAGUAGGCCAUUUCUUCACAUAAUGAACCUUGAAUCAGCCCGUAGGCGAAUGUUUCCCCCGGUCAAUUCUGUUGCAUUGAGCGUCGUUGAGUUCAAGCCUCCUGCUAGCGCUCGGCCCGAGUCCUUAUGGAACUUUCGCGUGCAAAAGGCGAACUUCCGACCAGGAGUGACAGGGGUUGUGGCGGUAAGAAGAAGAGACUCGCAUGAGACUCACAACAGGGUGAGUCUGCGCAUCGGCCGAAUCGCGGUGUUCUAG
Metarhizium acridum CQMa 102 is the source of this 840-nucleotide messenger RNA. The record is from RefSeq and is a predicted model, not a curated record. NCBI's taxonomy places the organism in Eukaryota, Fungi, Ascomycota, Sordariomycetes, Hypocreales, Clavicipitaceae.